Molecule: messenger RNA, 1674 nt
Organism: Eutrema salsugineum
Lineage: Eukaryota; Viridiplantae; Streptophyta; Magnoliopsida; Brassicales; Brassicaceae
Product: F-box/FBD/LRR-repeat protein At2g26030
Exons: 5
Coding region: 202-1515 (437 amino acids)
Molecular function (GO): protein binding
Source: RefSeq, a predicted model, not a curated record
AAAAUGAACAACAAAAUCGCUUCUUUCGGAUAAACUGUGUCGAUUCCCUAUCCGUUUGAUUUAUUUUCAGAAAAGUUGCAUUUUUUCUUCCCUAAUUUUCCAGUCCUACUCAAGUGAUAACUUGCGGCGAAUCAAAUCGACGGCGAUAACUUCAACAAUAACCCAUAGGCGAAUCAAAUCUACGGGUUUGGUUUUCUCGAGAUGGGUUGCGAUAGAAUCAGCGAAUUGCCGGAUAUUCUGCUAACUCAGAUUCUCUUAAACCUUCCGACCAAAGAUUCCGUUAAGACAAGCGUUUUGUCGAAGAGAUGGGAGUUUCUCUGGCUUAGUGUUCCUGGACUUGACUUAAAGGUCAAGGAUUUCCCUAGUCGUGGCAAAGGCCUCGAGAGCUUCAUCGACAAAUUUCUGAAUUUAAACCAAGAAUCAAGGAUGCAAAAGUUCAAGAUAGAGUACAAAAAAUUUGAAGACGAACAACUGGUGUGGAUUGCUACAGCAAUUGAUCGCGGAGUUCAACAUUUAGAUGUUGAGACUGGUAUUGGUCCUGAUAUGCCUCAUAACUUUUACAAGAGCAACACUUUGGUCUCUUUAAAGCUCGUAACCAUAGGAAUCGUGGACCCCGGGUUUGUGGUUUCUCUACCUUGUCUCAAGAUCAUGCAUUUUGAAGACAUUGUGUAUGAUGAUGAGCCUUUGAUCAUAGAGAAGCUCAUCUCAGGCUGUCCUGUUCUUGUAGAUCUUACAGUAAUCAGGCGUACUGAAUUAAGUGACGUUCUGCGAUUUCUGCGCGUGAGGUCUCAGACUCUUAAAAGAUUUCGUCUCACGUUUAAGUAUCUUCUGUUUAGUAAAGAAUAUUCGGUUGAGAUUGAUGCGCCAAGACUCGAGUAUCUGAGUUUUAAAGAUAACCAAUCUGAUCUGAUUGUAAUCAAGAACCUGAAUUCUUUAUCCAUGAUCGAUAUUGAUACUGAAUUUGUGGUAAAUUUUGGAGGCAGUCCUUUGGAACCUGAGGAUCUAAGGAAGAGAGAUACUAUCCGUGAUUUUCUCACCGGGAUAUCUAUAGUAAGACAUAUGAUCAUCUCUCAGCCUACUCUUGAGGUCCUCUAUGUGUAUUCUAAAUUGGGACCAAUCCCCAAAUUCCCUAACUUAUACCGUUUGGACGCUGCACUUUCUAGCUCUCUGUUACAAUUCUUGCCAGCCUUUCUUGAGUGCUGCCCAAACCUGAAAAACCUGAUCUUGGACUUUGCUGUUUCGGCGCAGCCAGAGCAAAGUGAACUUAGCUAUGUGCCUCAGUGUUUGUCAUUGACUCUUGAAUCUGUCGAGAUUAAACAACUGAUCAUGAGGGAAGAAACUGGAAUUAAACUAGUGAAUUACUUUCUUAAGAAUUCAGCAGUCCUCAAGAAAUUUACUGUGCGUUUCACAGAUUCUCCUAUGACCAUCCAAGAGCUAGAUAUCUGCAAGGAUAUCUACAAGAGUAUUCUUACAUUCACAAAGCGUUCUCGCAGCUGUCAAGUUUUCGUUUAUUGAGACCAGGAUAGAGAUCUCUUUGUUUUGGCAAUGCGUAAGGCUUUUGUGUACGUUAAAACUACUCUCCGAAUCCCUAUGUAUGUAUGUUUGUAAUUAAGAGCAAGACAUUGGUAUCCUUAAAACUCGAAGAAGUACGUACCAAGUUUGUUGUUUCUCUGA